Dermacentor andersoni is the source of this 789-nucleotide messenger RNA. RefSeq lists its product as uncharacterized. The record is from RefSeq and is a predicted model, not a curated record. NCBI's taxonomy places the organism in Eukaryota, Metazoa, Arthropoda, Arachnida, Ixodida, Ixodidae.
UAAAAAUGCACUCAACGUAGUAUUUGCAGAUGUAUUCGCGAAAGUUUCAGCUAUACACUUGACUGUAACUAGCUCGCGGAAUUUGCCACAUUUGUUUGUUGCUGCUGUUUCAGAGAGUGAAUCUUGCAUCUGAAGGAAUCGUUGGAAUUAUUUUUUUUUUCUUUUUCAGAACCUAGCUCCAAAGAACCGGUGAAAGGAUGUGUAUCUGCGAGACUGCUUUCGAGGUCACCGUGCUGGCCAUAUUUUGCCUGACAACGUUGUGACGAUCACAGCUGCAAUUGUGACAGGCCUGUUUGUGGCUACUGCCUUGAUCCUGCUCGUGGGCGUCAUGACUGGCAACAAGACGUUGGUGGACACAUUCGUAUUUCUUGCAAAAAUACGAGUGUUGCUCCAUUGCCUCGGUUUGUUCUACGUCUCCUUUUUGGUAUUCAAGCGCGACUCGGAUACCAAAGGUGGCCACAAGAUCAUUGGCACCCAUAUUUUCGACAUUAUUCUAACGAAGCUUGCUGAAAAAGCGAGGAACGAGAAGUUCAAGCUGGUGGUGGUCGAGAACCAGACAAGUUGGCUGAUGCCAAAACUGAUCACUGCGAUAAUCAUUGACGCAUUCGUCAUCUACCGAAUAAGCGUCUUCUCCGACAGGAUGGGGACAUAAUAGUAGGCACUGCGGUGAAAGGGCAGGCCUGCGAGAGUGCCAGAGGCCAGCGGCACACGAGUUGUGCUUCUCGAUGCAGCUGCUAGUACAGCAUUGUAUUUUGUACGACUACAUUGUACUACAAAUAAAAUCGCCUA